AAGGAGGCGUUCUCGCUCUUCGACAAGGACGGGGACGGCACCAUCACCACCAAAGAACUGGGCACCGUCAUGCGCUCGCUGGGCCAGAACCCCACCGAGGCCGAGCUGCAGGACAUGAUCAACGAGGUGGACGCCGAUGGCAACGGCACCAUUGACUUCCCCGAGUUCCUCACCAUGAUGGCGAGGAAGAUGAAGGACACGGACAGCGAGGAGGAGAUCCGAGAGGCUUUCCGCGUCUUCGACAAGGACGGCAACGGGUACAUCAGCGCGGCGGAGCUGCGGCACGUGAUGACCAACCUCGGGGAGAAGCUGACGGACGAGGAGGUGGACGAGAUGAUCCGAGAGGCCGACAUCGACGGUGACGGACAGGUCAACUACGAGGAGUUCCUGGGGCUCUCUGACGACGAGCUGGAGGAGGACGAGCUCCCCACGGAACAAGAAGAGGCCGCGUUGGAGGUCUUUGAGCAGCGGAUUGCUCACGCCCCGUAG
Molecule: messenger RNA, 489 nt
Organism: Charadrius vociferus (killdeer)
Lineage: Eukaryota; Metazoa; Chordata; Aves; Charadriiformes; Charadriidae
Product: calmodulin-like
Exons: 4
Coding region: 70-489 (139 amino acids)
Molecular function (GO): calcium ion binding; enzyme regulator activity
Source: RefSeq, a predicted model, not a curated record